GUACAAUAAUCUUUAUGGCUGCAGGACAACUGUUCCAGGUUCAUCACUCCACUAUUAGAGAGAGAUUACCUCUCACCAAUGUAUGCUCUGGAAUUUACCUUUGGCUUCAUUGGAAACCUAGUGGUGGUCCUAGGCUAUAUCUUUUGCCUUCCUGCUUGGAAGUCCACAAAUGUGUACCUGUUUAACCUGUCUGUGUCUGACCUCAUCUUCCUGUGCACUUUACCCGAGCUGUCCUACAACUACGCUCACAACCUGAAGAAAUUCAAUUCUGCACUAUGCAUGAUUAAUCGCUACAUUCUCCAUGUGAACUUGUACUCUAGCAUCCUUUUCAUGAUGUGGGUAAGUGUGGACCGGUUCUUGUUGCUGUGUCACCCACAGCGAGAACACAUCCUGUUGACUCUCAAGGCUGCAUUAUGCAUCACCAUCCUGAACUGGAUCUGGGUGAAUGCUCAAAUCGCUCCCCUCAUUGUCUUCAUUAUUCAGGACUUGGAGGAAAAUGGCUGGACAGUGUGUCGUGAUUUUGCAAGUCUGGGAGUGGCCAAAGUUACUCUGAUCUACAGCGUAAUGCUCACCAUAACUGGAUAUGUGAUGCCACUGGUGGGUUUGUUUCUAUCAUCACAGAGGAUGGUUUCUGUACUCGUGAAAAGAGAGGAGAUGCGUGGGACAUCCUUCCAAAGGCCAGUAAGAAUCGUGAGGUCUGCAGCAAUAAUGUUUCUGGUGCUCUACACACCCAUCCAUAUAAUGAGGAAUGUUCGUCUUGCAUCACGGCUUCCUGAACUAAAUUUUUCACGGUGUAUCAUGGACUACAUCAACGCAGUUUACAUAGUGACACGGCCAAUCGGAUUUGCUCACAGUGCCAUCAACCCUGUGUUUUACUUCCUCAUGACAGACAGCUUUAAAGAAGCACUGCAAGACAAGUGGAAGCAGAUUAAAAGGAUACUAAUGACUGCACCAUAAGCAAGUCUGACCUAUGAAGAAAAGACAGCACUGAUAACAAUUGACUUUAACUGUCAGUUACUUACUGUGGCUUUCAGAUCUUACUGUGGUGUACAUAUUAAAGUGCCUAGAACAGUUUCAGCAUACCCUUGUAUCAAUUUUACUCUAGAACUGUACUGUAAAGAGAGAAGCACCAUUCUUACAAAAGAUCUUUACUUAGUUACAAUGAUGGCGGCAGCAAACAGUGUCUAACAAAUCACUCCAGAAUCUCCCAUUGAAUUUAGAUGAGUUUAGAGCUGGUGACUGUGAAAGCCGUAGCAUAUAAUUUACAUUUUUAUACUCAUUAAACCAUUGUGCCCAUUUUUUUUCUCAGUUA
Pangasianodon hypophthalmus (striped catfish) is the source of this 1312-nucleotide messenger RNA. Its product is annotated as succinate receptor 1-like. The transcript has a single exon. Gene Ontology annotation, biological process: G protein-coupled receptor signaling pathway. Lineage: Eukaryota; Metazoa; Chordata; Actinopteri; Siluriformes; Pangasiidae. Bases 79 to 957 code for a protein of 292 amino acids. The record is from RefSeq and is a predicted model, not a curated record. Gene Ontology annotation, cellular component: plasma membrane. Gene Ontology annotation, molecular function: G protein-coupled receptor activity.